Molecule: messenger RNA, 7950 nt
Organism: Xenopus laevis (African clawed frog)
Lineage: Eukaryota; Metazoa; Chordata; Amphibia; Anura; Pipidae
Gene: epha3.S
Product: ephrin type-A receptor 3
Exons: 17
Coding region: 508-3462 (984 amino acids)
Biological process (GO): ephrin receptor signaling pathway; axon guidance; cell surface receptor protein tyrosine kinase signaling pathway
Cellular component (GO): dendrite; membrane; plasma membrane
Molecular function (GO): protein kinase activity; ephrin receptor activity; transmembrane-ephrin receptor activity
Source: RefSeq, a predicted model, not a curated record
AAAACGGACUCCUCCAUAACACUCACAUUAUAAAUGUUUUUCUUUUUAAUUUCUUCUCCUGCUGCUUAAUGACAUGCCAGUGAAACUUAAAGAGAUCUCUCCUCUUUAAAGGGUAAAUAGGCAAUCUAUGUCUUCCCCCCCCUGAGAAAUGAAUUCAAUCUGUGCUUGCACUAUGGCAGCUGCACUUCAUUUCCUUUUUUUUUUUUUCCUCCAACACCGUAAGCAGGUUAAACAACCUCAUUGCCUUUGAUCCCCCUGCCAGUCACCUGACAUGUUGGCACUCCCAGGUGUCCUUGCUGGAAGUCGGCUGCUUUUAGGACCCAGCGGAGCAGGGAAAGUGGAGCAGCAGGCAACCAGCAGACUCCUCCUUGUCUCCAGUGUCAAACUUGACAUCAGGCUGCUCAGCGAGCAUGGUAACUUCUUCAGCAAUCAGAGCUGCAGUCACAUCAGUGGCAUGCUUAGUGGAGAUAUGCUCCUUCCACUGCCUUCUGUACUCCAACUCCAAGCAUGGAUUGUCAGCUCUUCUCCAUCCUCCUGCUUUGCUCCAUCUCAAUCAGCUGCUCAGGGGAACUGAUUCCUCAUCCUGCUAAUGAAGUUAAUCUUCUGGAUUCGAAAGCAAUUCAAGGGGAGCUGGGCUGGAUUUCCUACCCAUCACAUGGGUGGGAAGAGAUCAGUGGAGUUGAUGAGAAUUACACACCCAUAAGGACUUACCAAGUUUGCAAUGUUAUGGACCAUAAUCAAAAUAAUUGGCUUAGGACAAACUGGAUUCCACGCAAUGCUGCUCAGAAGAUCUAUAUUGAGCUAAAGUUUACAUUACGAGACUGCAACAGUAUCCCUCUUGUUUUGGGCACGUGCAAAGAAACAUUUAACCUCUACUACAUGGAAUCAGAUGAAGACCAGGGGGUUAGGUUUAGAGAGAACCAGUUUACCAAAAUUGACACUAUUGCAGCCGAUGAGAGUUUUACACAGAUGGACCUUGGAGAUCGAAUUCUCAAACUUAACACUGAGGUACGAGAAGUGGGACCCAUAAGCAUGAAAGGACUUUAUCUGGCUUUUCAGGAUGUUGGUGCCUGUGUUGCCUUAGUAUCUGUGCGGGUUUAUUUUAAAAAGUGCCCUUUUACUGUGAAGAAUUUGGCCAUGUUUCCAGAUACUGUUCCUAUGGACUCCCAUUCUCUGGUGGAGGUUCAAGGCUCUUGUGUCAACCAUUCCAAAGAGGAAGAUCCCCCCAAAAUGUACUGCAGUACUGAAGGUGAAUGGCUUGUUCCCAUUGGAAAGUGUUUGUGCAAUGCUGGCUAUGAAGAGAGAGGCUUUACUUGCCAAGCUUGCAGACCAGGAUUUUACAAAGCAUUUACUGGAAACCUUAAAUGUACCAAAUGCCCCACAUAUAGUUCUACUCAGGAAGAUGGGGCAACAUAUUGCAACUGUGAGAAAAACUUCUACAGAGCAGAUAAAGAUCCUCCAUCAAUGGCAUGCACACGUCCACCCUCUGCACCAAGAAACCUUAUUUCCAAUAUCAAUGAGACCUCAGUAAUACUAGACUGGAGUUGGCCGAUGGAAACUGGUGGUCGAAAGGACAUCACUUUUAAUGUUGUUUGCAAGCGAUGUGGAGUUAACAUGAAAUUCUGUGAACAUUGUAAGGGCAAUCUAAAAUUUAUCCCACGGCAAAGUGGGCUAACCAACACCACUGUGACGGUUACAGAUCUUCUGGCCCAUACCAACUAUACAUUUGAGAUUGAGUCAGUUAAUGGUGUGUCUGAUCAAAGUGUACUCAGUAGGAAUAAUGCUGCAGUUAGCAUCACUACGAACCAGGCGGCUCCAUCUCCUGUCACUAUAAUUAGAAAGGAGCGGACCUCGAGGAACAGCAUUUCUUUAUCAUGGCAGGAGCCAGAACAUCCAAAUGGGAUCAUCUUGGACUAUGAAGUUAAAUACUAUGAAAAGCAGGAGCAGGAAACUAGUUACACCAUUCUACGGGCAAGAACGACCAAUGUGACAAUCAACAGCCUUAAACCUGAUACGAUAUACAUUUUCCAAAUCCGAGCCAGGACAGCAGCCGGCUAUGGCUCAAAUAGCCGAAAGUUCGAGUUUGAAACCAGUCCAGAUUCUUUUUCUAUUUCUAGCCAGAAUAGCCAGGUUGUGAUGAUUGGCAUCUCCGCUGCAAUAGUCAUUAUCCUUCUAACUGUAGUUGUGUAUAUCCUGAUUGGAAGGUUCUGUGGAUACAAUAAAUCAAUGGCUGGCUCGGAUGAAAAACGCCUUUACUUUGGAAAUGGACACUUAAAACUUCCUGGCAUCAGAACUUACAUAGACCCUCAUACUUAUGAAGAUCCUAACCAGGCUGUACAUGAGUUUGCAAAGGAGCUGGACUCUUCAUGCAUAUCCAUUGAUACGGUUAUAGGAGCAGGAGAGUUUGGGGAAGUGUGCAGUGGGCGCUUGAAACUCCCUUCAAAAAAGGAGAUUAGUGUUGCAAUAAAGUCGCUGAAGGCUGGCUACACCGAGAAGCAGAGGAGAGAUUUCUUGAGCGAAGCCAGCAUUAUGGGACAGUUUGAGCACCCAAACAUCAUUCGCUUGGAUGGAGUCGUUACAAAAAAUAAACCUGUGAUGAUUGUUACUGAAUAUAUGGAGAAUGGUUCUCUGGAUAGUUUUUUACGUAAACACGAUGCUCAGUUUACAGUCAUCCAGCUAGUAGGUAUGCUGCGUGGCAUUGCGGCUGGUAUGAAAUACCUCUCUGAUAUGGGUUAUGUCCAUCGUGACUUGGCUGCUCGGAAUAUUCUCAUAAACAGUAACCUUGUUUGCAAAGUCUCUGAUUUUGGACUGUCUCGAAUACUGGAGGAUGACCCGGAAGCUGCCUAUACCACAAGGGGAGGAAAAAUUCCAAUUAGAUGGACGGCACCAGAAGCAAUUUCCUACCGUAAAUUUACAUCAGCAAGUGACGCGUGGAGCUAUGGUAUCGUUCUCUGGGAGGUGAUGUCAUACGGGGAGAGACCCUACUGGGAAAUGUCCAAUCAAGAUGUUAUCAAGGCCGUGGAAGAAGGAUAUCGAUUGCCACCACCAAUGGAUUGCCCUGCGGCCCUGUAUCAGCUUAUGUUAGACUGCUGGCAGAAAGACAGAAACAACAGACCCAAGUUUGAGGAAAUUGUUAGCAUUUUAGAUAAAUUAAUCCGAUAUCCUAGCAGCUUGAAAGUUAUCGCCAAUGCAUCUAUAAGGCCCUCAAAUCUGCUGCUGGAGCAAAACUGUGCUGACUUCCCUGUAUUCCAACCCACAGGAGACUGGGUUGAUGCCUUGCAAACUGGACCAUGUCAGGAUAUUUUGUCUGGAGUCACUUACAGUUCCUGUGAAACAAUAGCAAAAAUUUCCUUAGACGAUAUGAAGACAGUUGGUGUUACCAUUACUGGGCCAAGAAAGAAAAUCACAAGUAGCUUCAGACCUCCUGAAACACAUCAAAAGAAUGGACCUGUUAAUGUAUGAAACAAAUAUACAAGAAGAUAGAUUUGAUAUGGAAGGUGCAAUUCAUGCUAUUAAAAACUAUAAGGAGAACACUGUGGGGUGGACAAUAACCCUAUUCCCACAAAGACUCUUGUACUGGAAUUAUAAUGCCUUAAAAAAGGAGCAAAUACUCUUUUAUCUCUCAGUCAGGAAGGUUACAUUUUGGUAACACACAAAAUCUGAUUGGACAGAAGAUUAUGGAGCAUAUACAAGACUCGCAAUACAACAGAAACAGUGCAUUCUCAUCCGAGUACAGGGAAAACUCACAAAUCUUGCAUUUAAAAAAAUACAUUAAUGACAUUCUUUAUUUUCUCUUUUUGGUUUUACAAUGAAUACAGGUAACCUUCAGGAUAUUUAACCAACAUUGUUACACCAGUUAUACAUUGGUAUGUUAAAUUAAUUAUUUAGUAAUAAAGACAGAAAAAAAUAGUCAAUAUUCAGUCAACCAUUUGUUUGUAAAAUAAUAUUUAUUUGAAUGUGAUUUGUUUUUUUUUCGCUUCAGACAUGUGUACUGUAUAUUGGAAUAUCCAAUGACAAUAGGUAACUGAAAAAAAUAUCAGGUUAAGGCCAUAUAGGUGUUGUUUAUAUUGUCAUAUGUCAUAUGUUAAAAAUUUGACAAGAAAAUCCAGAGACAAACUGCAAUAUUGUGCAGAUAUUUUUGGCAAUACUGGGCUAUUAUUGAUUUAAUUUAAGGCAGAUGCUUUUUAAUGGGCCUAUUUUACCUUCAUGGUUCUUAAUUCAGGCUGUAUGUGCUGGUUUUAGUUUGUGGCUCGAAAGUCGAUACAGUUGAGUUUUCGAUAGACAAAUUGCACGAUUCUAAUUAAUUUUUUUCAAUGAGGUUUUAUUGGUAAAUUAAGAGGAUUCAGGUUUGGGAUUUUGGUUGAUUUUUAAAAAAUAAAGUGAAAAAUAGUUGAGUUUUACUAAAUAACCCCCUAAAUAUAUAAAAUAUGUUAAAACUGUUCCAGUAUAUUUGUUAAAACUACCAGUAUUUUGUUGGUCUGGUGAAGACUAGAUUACAUUAAAUACUAUAAAAAAAUUCUAUAAUUCUAUAGAAAUUGGCAUCUCUGACUUUAGGUCCAACAAAUGAUUCCAAGCUAUGUUUCUGAGAUAAAUUUUUCACUAUGGUGAUAUAAAGUGAAUAUUUCUUCCAUCUGGGGUGUAACAAGAGCUCUGUUGCCCCCUUAGCACAUUUUUGUACAUGGCCACUUUGUAUCAAUCCCUAAACCCCUAUAUCCCAAGUGACCUCCAGUUUCUUAAUUUCAAUUCCUGUUUCCACUCAUUUCAGCUAGGUUUAUAGUUCUUCUAAUAAUUUAACAUGUAUUCAAUUUCAGACUUGAAAAUAUGAAUACAUUGGGGUACAGCUCUGCUUCGUUCUGGCACUGACUCAGAUAAUUAGAGCUCUUAAUGCUUGUAUGAAUCCAUAUUUUUAAUCUUAAAAAAAAAAACAAUUAAAACCAAUAACUAGUCUACAUUUUCAUUGACACUUUCAAAAUAUAGCCUUAAAACUUGUAUUUGUAAUACAGGCAUGUGAUUUAUUAUAUAUAAAAAAAAAAACAACACCUAAAAAAUACAGCAGAAUUCCCCUUGUUUUUUUACCAAUUAUCUGUUAAUAUGAGAGUCCAUUGUAAAAAAUGGAAAUUAAUCUAUUGCAAAUACACACGAAUGGUAAAAAAAAAUGCUUUGUUUUUUUUUACAUUUUAAUAUGUUUUUUAACUUGGAACUUCAAAAUAUGGAAAGACCUCUUUUUAGAAUAACUCCCAGAUAAUGCUAGAUCAUAGAAAUAAUAUCAGAAAAUUAAUGUUUACCUAAAAAUGUUAACAGAAAUAAAGAAAAGAAAAAUUAAAUUAAUGUUGUAGUCCAGUCAAAAGGUUUAUGGAUAUAUAAAGCAAUACCUACGGCAACGCUGAUCUGUUUGCUUUCUAUUGCUAUUUUCCCCCAUGUAAGUGCUUUUCAGUUUAUUUAAUGUAUUUAAACAGUUUGAAGGUGCUAAAUGUUUAUUAAGAAACUGUUUUACUGGUGGGUGAUGACCAAGCUUCCAAAAGUAGAAUAUGUCUUCCACAGAGCAUAUAAAUGUAUCACUGUAAUCCUUUGGAAAAUAUCACUAACAUGGUGUGUUUAUCAUUUCUUCAAAAAUAACUUUUUGCCCCAUUAUUCCUCAUAAAUAACUUUUUUGCCCCCUGAGGAAUCCUGAAGAAUUGUAAGCAGUUAAAUUGUUUUGCCAAUUUAUUAAAUGUUUACUGAUUGUCAACAAAGUUUUGACCAUACUAACACAUUUCUAAAACUUGAUACAAUUGUCAUUUCCACAAAAUGGGAUUUCCUCAUUGGAAAUCCCAUGUGAGGGAAGAGAAUUCAGAUAAUUGCCCCGUUUUUCAUAAUGGUAAAAAAUUUGCCGAAUGGAUUGAAGUGGCCGGAAAUUUUUUUUGAUGCGCAACAAUUUUUUUGCCAAAACAUUUCGCUCAUCACUAGUCAGCGAGGCACAUUUAUCAAAGGUCGAAUUUCAAACUCAUGUGAGUUUUUUUUAACUCUAUUAAAUUUGAAUAUACUUGAAAUUCGAUUUGGGGGUUAUUUAAUAAACAAAUAGAGUAUCUAAAAUUCGCACAAAUUUUACUGACUCAAAAACAUGAACAUGUUACAAAGAGUUACUCAUUCACCUUAAUCAUAUAACCCUUCCAAACAAAGACAGCCCAACCUGGGUGUAAAUGAUCCUAUUUAAUUUGUUAUUAUGAACCCUGUCACUUUUCAACUCAAAUUACCACUGAAAAAUCUGUAUAGGGGUGUGUGACAAACAUAAUUAAAAGCAAUAGUGAACUGUUACAGUAAUUAAAAUAAAGAAUAUAUGCCAGAUUUGCUUUAAUUCUCCAAUGACUGCAUUGUCCAGAAAUGACAUUAGGAUCUACAACCAAUUGACAAAUUAAGUCAAAAAGCUUUCAACACUAUAAAUUCUGUAUUGGCCAUUUAAUUUUUCAUGGCAACAUGACUUACUCCACCUGUACAUAGCAAGCAACUGUGCUGUUUUUAUUUAAAUUUACAUGAAUUUGAGGUUUGAUAUUUUUUUUUACUUUUAAGUAAUUUAGGGAAAGAUUUAUGGAACCUGGUUAGUGUUAGUCUUAUUUACAACAGAUCUUAUGUAAAGGUUAAUCCUGAACGUUUUUUAUUUGUUUGAUUAUUUUAAUGGAAAUUAGCAUAAUUUCCCAAUCUUUUUUAACCAUUUCCCUUAACUAAGGGUCACCCCAAAACUUUGCCAUUCUUUUGUUGACAUUUUUAACAAACUCUUUAAAAUAAAAAUGACCUGAGUCAAAUAUCGAGAGUUUACUAAAGCUAGCCCAUACUGUUUUAUUUCAGUUCUUGGGUCAUAACAAUGGAAGACAUUGAUUUAUUCAUGUUAUAUUUAUUUUUUAUUUUACAAGUAAAUGGUACAAUGGUACAAUGCUAUAAAUGAGAAAGGGAAAAACAAUCUAGUUAAACACUUAAAUAUUGUAAGGGCUGCAAGGGUCAAUUAGUAUGAUAUUUGAGGCAAAAAUGAAUUUGCUUGAUAUACGUGGAAUUUAUUAGGUGAUGGCUCCAAAUUUUUAAACUAUCCAAGCUGAUGAUGUUAGUGGGACCUGAACAAAGGGACCUUACUCCCAAUGCAUCAGGAUACCUCUGAUUUUAUGGUCUGCAUGGAAAAUAUAUUUUGAAGUUUUCAGCAUAUAAAUUAUUUACUUAAAAACAGGAUGGAUUAUUAUGAAAAAUUAUUACAAAGUUGAUGUGGCUUGUUUCAUGUGUAUCAUCAUUGUAAUAUAUCUAUUGUUUGUUCCUAUCUCAGGAGACCUCAUUGAGCAUUUUGUAUUAUUUACGUUUUUUGUACAUACAUGUAUGUAAGAUUAAAUUCAGUCCCAUCUGGUAUCAGGAUUGGACAGUGAGAGUAUAGGCCUUGGUCCUUCGGUAUCAAGGGGACCCUUGGGGAGGUAACAAAAGUAGAAUAAAAUACAUUAUUGUUUUAUAUUUUCAAUAUCUAACCUCUUUAUUUGCUGUUAAACUGUGACUCAUAGCACCCCACAAGCAGCUGAAGGCUGUCUGGGGGUGCUAGGGUUUGCAGUUUAAUUAAAGCUUCAAAAGGGGGACAGCAAUUCUUCAUUGCUAAGGACACAUAUUCUCUAAGCCAGCACUCAAAUUUUCUUGCUACUAGUAAUAUUUUAUGGCCAUCAUUUUAAACAUAUUUAAAGGAACACACCUUCAAGAAUUAUUCAAAAAAUGUCUUUAAUAUCAUCUUUUCAGUAUUUUAAAAGGUAAUUUACCUAUUAUUUAUUUCUGUUUAUAUACCUAGUUUAUGCUUUUUCUAGGCCUGUAUAACAUAUUACAUUUACUUUGACAUGGCAUUUUCUAAGCAUUACUUAGUUUCUUAGGGUGCAACUGUAGAAGGCCUCAGACUAAUGUAAAAUGAUUUGUAGUGCAAACAUUUAUAUUUUUAUAAUAAACUUUGUGAAAGUA